GGGGCGCUCGGUUGCUAGGGCCGCGCUGUUGCUAGGGAGGCAGAACGCGGUGGCGGCCGCCGUCGUCCUCCCGGCCCGUCCGCCGCUGCCUUCCUCGCAUCGGGGCCAUGGUGAAGCUCGCUGCCAAAUGCAUCCUGGCAGGAGAUCCAGCUGUGGGAAAGAGUGCUUUAGCCCAGAUGUUCCGCACUGAUGGGGCUCAUUUUCAGAAGAACUACACAUUGACAACGGGCAUAGAACUGUUGGUGAAGGCUGUAUCAAUUCCAGAGACAAGUGAUAGCGUGGAAUUUUUCAUUUUUGACUCUGCAGGAAAAGAUCUAUUUUCUGAAGUGCUGGAGAAACUGUGGGAGCAACCCAACGUCCUGUGCCUUGUGUAUGAUAUCACUAAUGAGCAAUCUUUCAACAACUGUGCCAAGUGGCUGGAGAAGCUGAGGGCUCAAGCAGCUGGAAUGCACAUCCCAGGUGUUUUAGUGGGGAAUAAAACAGACCUAGUUGGUCGUCGAGUUGUGGAGCAGAAACAAGCACAGGAGUGGGCUGAGAAACAUGGCCUGAAAUACUGUGAGAUGUCAGUGAAGGAGCUGAAAAAUUUUGAGACCCCUUUCCACAUUCUGGCAAAGUCAUUUCACCAACUGUACAAAGAGAAAGUGGAAACUUUUCACUCACUAGCUUGAGGGCCAUGACUGGCAUGACUUAUUUAUCCUCUCAGCUUCUUCUAGUGCCCAGAAUCCUGCAGGAUGGAAUACAGAGCGAAGAAAAGAGAUGAGCUAUUUGCUUCUUCAUGGUCAUCUUCUGGUAAUUCAAAAUAAACUAGGAAUAAGCAAGGGGAAAGACACUCUUCUGGAGUUGCUACCUCAGCAUUCCUUUCAUGUCCUCUAACUUGGUUCUGUGCUCACUGAAAGUCUGCUAGGUUGGAGGAGGCGGGGAGUAAAAGGGGAGGGCAGAAUGGAAAUUACCAGCUCUUUGCUUUGAUACUGUCAUGUCUCUUCUCUGAACAGACUUCCUGCUGCUACAAGCGAGGAUUUAGAGGUUUAGAGAAGGAGAGAGGAAGCUGACAGGAUGUUUUUCAUCUUAAGCAACCCAACAUAUGUUGCAGGGCAGGACUGAUUUAGCCCUGAUGCUUGAAAAGCAUUUUCAGUAGGAAGCCUAUGCUCUAAAAUCAACACAUGGAGAUUGAGAUGUGUGGGAACUGAGCUGGAUUUAGGUGUGUUUCUAGGAGUGCCCAGCGUUUGAGACCUGUUUUAACAGCGUUACCCUUAUCAGUUGUAGGACUGAUAUGCUGAUGACUAAUAUGUGCUUGUGACUUCUAGAAUCUGGUUCUUUUCUUCAACGUGGCUCACUUUCAGUGCCUGGUAGAAACUGUCUUGCAUCUGUACCGCUGUCACUUGGUAACGCAGUGCCCUCUGCUGGUCCCAGGUCACAAGAUUUCUCAAGAAGCUACCUCUCUUGAGGCGAGCAGGACUUCCUGCAGGCAUAUCCAAAUUGGCUGAUCGGCAAAACGGGGUCAAAUAACACAGGAAACCUGGAGAAGUGUCCUGUCAAAAAAUGCAGUAGUGGUGAGCAUGGAAGGAGGACCAGCUCUGCAUAGGGGUCUGCUCAUCUCCCAGCCACCCCCUUAACCCAGGUAAUAACCAGCCUGAGAUUCCCUUCUGCUGUUCUGAGCUGUCUUCUCUCAUUCAUGUUCCUAUGUCCUUGUUACACAGGGGGGAGCUAGGCUGCUUCCCCCUCUGUAACAAGGACACAGGGAGCUCCCUGUGCCCCCUGCCAGAUUUGUUCAUGGUGUCAAAGCAGACAACAACAGAGAAAAGCAAUUAGAGAAGCCCAAAAGAGAACCAUACCCCCACAUCCCUGGAGGAUGGGCUGGAGUGUUUGGCCAUCCUCUGCUGGGGUUGGUGCUGCCAAGGAGACCUACCCAGCCAGCAGUGAGGGAUCACCAAGGCCCUGAGCUUGAGCUGGUGGAGCUGCAUGAGCCAAGUGCACUGCUGGGAAUUGCUUUGCUCUGCAGUAGACUCCUCACUUCCCAUAUUGAUUCACCACCGUGUGAGUAAACUCUGCUUUCAGAACAUUCCCAGCAAUUUUCAUAAAUGCUCAGUAGCUGCAGUGAAUGAAUGAAUGAAUGAAAGUGGAAAAUCCUGAUGAGCAUUUGUCCUUGGGAUUUUUGAUUUCAUUUCUGCUAAGAAUUUUGUUGUUAUAUGAGGUCAAAGUUAAUCUGCUAAGAUGACAUUCAGACAACAAAGCAGACGUCCAGAUUUUCAGAGGUAUUUGGAGCCUCUACAUCUCUGCAAAAUCAAUGUGAGAUGCUGACUGCUCAGCACAACUGAAAUUCAGGAUGGUUCUUCGAUGUCUAAACAUGGGUUAGAGCCCUAAGUGUGAGUAUGUGUUUUGCUUUCUUUUUUAAAAUAGACCUCUAUUCCCAAGACAGAGAAUAUCACCUCUCUACAAUUUUUAUCCAUGAUACACUCUUCCAUGCAUCACCAGAAUGCUCCAGUCUGGCAUUUGACUGGCUUAAUCUCAUGUGUUUAACCUACUUCCUCUAUAGGAUCAUUGGGGAUCCUAAACCAUUACAAUGGCAAUGUAAAACCAAAUCCUAGGAGUUCACAUAAUAGCCCUGUGGACACAAUACACCAGCUGGCUUUCUCUGAAACAGUGUCUAAAGUAUAUGUACCUCGCAUGGGAUGUCUCCCUGACUAUGUGGGACUACAGAAAGAAACCCUUCUCUCACUGAAAUCAAUAGGCUGUUACUGACAUCAGAGAGAGCUGGUGAUUUUGACUUUUCUAAGAUUGCCCACUCACUGAACUCCUGAAUAGGUGUUGGGAUACAUGCUUCUCUUGAUUUGUCCCUCUGAAUAGCCAGAGUGACUAAAUGACCUAUCCCACAGACUAACCAUUUUUCUUGUUUUUCUUAGGAUGUUCCUUCAAGAGUCUUUUUUAACCCUGAUUUAUUACUGAGCAUCAGACAAAUUAAAAGUUCACUAUUCCUCCACUGAUAUCCUAAACUAUUUGACAGUGAAGAGCAAGGGAUGUCUUAAAGAAGAAAAAAGUGUGUAUAGCUGGCUUGUAGAAGGGUUACCUGCAUCAGUAGCACUGGACCUAGGAGAGCAAAUCUGCCCCAGACAGGAAGCCCCAAUGAUACCUCUGUGGCUCUGAGGACCAGGUGGCAAAAAUUCAUGUUUGGGCUGGAUUGUCACUUUAAAUGAUGGUACUGAACAGAUGAGGCUGCACAGGGUCCUCCUAUCUGUCCCCAUCUGUGCCCUUUACACUAGAAGAAAGGCUGAUAUCAUGGAAUAUCGGUCAGUGUUGACACGAACCAUCCUCACUGUAAGCCUCACCUUUCCCUCAGCAUUUAUCAUUGUGAUGAUGCUUCCAGGAAGAUUCUGAAAAUCUUCAGUUCAGAAGAAAAAACCCCAAGACCUUUCUCUUUAUCGCCUUAUUCUUUGCAAUUCUCUGAUUGCUGCUAUCUUCACACGAAACAGGCUUUCUGCUUCUUUAAGAACCAAACCACAGCUAAUGCACAUUUCCUCACAGGGGCUUCAUGAACCUGUUUGUCAAGGAAUUAUGAGAUUUUUCUCUUGUGGAUUCUGAAGUUGACCAAGAGAAACCAUGAGAGGCAGAUCAGCAGUGACAGUCUAUUGUAGUUACAGUCAGUGGAUGGAUGGGCAAAAGCUUUAUUGGGAAUAAGACAGUUAUUUGUGUCCGUAUUUCAUGCACAAUGGGCAGUGAGAGCCAUUGCUUCUCUAAUCCAAGGGUCUGGAGACCCUUUCCCUGUGCCGUGACCUUAGAGCAGAUUCUGAUUACAAAACAUGUGCCAUACCUUUUUCACUAACUUUUUGUUUUCUGGAGUAUGCAUCUACGUGGAUGUCAGUGGGAACUAUCUGUGCCUGGUUUUGGAUAUGAAUGGGGAGAAAACAGAGGAUUUCCAUGAAGGAUCUGGGGAUACAGCAAAGGAGAAGGGAUACCUGUAUGAGUGUGAAUAAGUUGGUCUCAGAUUAGAUUUCUAUGGUGUGUUUAUGGUAUGUAUGGUGUAUGUAUGUAUUUUCUGUGGUUUAUGCAAGGGUAAGGGUGUGUAGAGGCAUGUAUUUAUUUAUAUACAAGAUGGUCCAGCAUGAAGGUAGCCUGGGACUGUAGAUAGAGUGUAGAAAAAUGUGUGUUCUGGAGUGGAAAAGUAUGAGGGACAGAUCUGAGGGAGGGGGAUGGUGCCUUUAGUUUAACACAGUUAUGCAAAUACAUGGCGAUAGACAUGCUGGUGGGAGGGGGAAUGUUCGCACAACUUAUUUUCUCUCCUAGUCUUAUUCAGGAAGUUUGUAGGUAUGUGUAUGCAUAUAUCCUCACUGAGGAUACUUUACCAAAUACUGGAAUUCCAGCUAGAGUGACUUGUUAGCAGCCUGCCCUCUGUUAGAGCUAAUGGGUUGCAGGCAUUGAUUUUUAUUUUUUUCCCUAUUGAUUAGGAGGCUGCUGUACACACAAACCUCAGCACAACAUGGAAAGAGAAAGGGAGGCAAAACAGUUCACAUCCUAGCAACUCAUCAUGGUGGAAAAUUCAUCCUGGGAACCCCAGUUUUCUCCCACUGUCUCCUUCAAAUAAAGAAGGAAGCCUUUCCCUUUUGAAGAAAUCAACCUACAAGGCUCAUGAGGUGACACUUUGUUUUUAUUCCAACCAUCUUUGAGUAGCAAGCAUUUCAAAGGUUACCAUUCAGUGGAAGAAAAGGGAGUCUUGCUUGAAGAGCAUGGGCGUUCUAGCUUCAAGACUCAAUCUGGAACAGAUUUCGUGGUUCUCCAUGGGUACCCAACUAAUUUGUAACAGCACCCAGAUUCCACUAAAAUCAGUGCAAAUACUUUCAUUGUGGUGGGCUUUGUGACUAUAUUCUGAACUUUUCAGUGCUUCAGUGCCUCUGUAAACUAAUGCACUUUGUAAAGUGUUAUGAGGCUAAAUGAGUUGUUUGCACAACAUUUAGCUUGGAAGAGGAUAUAGGUCAGAAGCUGAGGGAGUUACGUAUUGCAGCUUUAUAACCUCUUACUUGUCCCUGCCAGAAUUCCAGUCCUGUCUAAAAGGGAAUUUUUAGGCACUCUCAGGGCAGCACCAGCACCACUUUUGCGUGGAAACCUACUAAUUUUAAUUAUUAGACCUCUGUGCUCUGUGUCUUUCUGCUUUCUUCCUUUCCAGUCACAGUGUUACACUAGAGAUGACUCUUCUGUAGUAUUUGAAUAUUUGAUGUUUGAACUGUCUUUUACGUUGAUCCUCAAGUUAUACGAACUUGAAGAAAAGAGGACCACUGAGGCUUUUUCCAUCUGUAUUUAUCUCCCUAUUUCUAUCUCAUUUAAAUCUCUGUUAUCGCAACCUGCAAUACUCUGGCAAAAACCCCACAAAUCUUCUUUCCUUGGUUUACUAGUUUGUUAAAUUGGCCUAAGAAAACCACCAGCAUGAAGAUAUGAUGUGAAUAAUGUUUCUUAAGUGCUUUGGGACCCUCAGCUUUGGAUGCCAGUGAUGACUGCUCUGAUCAUCCCCUCUGCUUGUCUAACCAUACAGACUUUUUUCAACUUUCUGUUUUAAUUCUCUUUCUGCAUCAGAUCUCACUUCUAUCUUCUCUGCCCCAUUGGCUUCCAGUUCUAUAAUCAUCACCCUAACCCCAAUUUAGUUUUCCUAACAUCUCCUCUGCUGGUGCUUCUGUCUAUUAACACCUUUGCUCUGCCUGCAAAUACAGCUGCAUCAACCCCAUCUCUUUUACAUCUCAUUACAGGAGCUCCUUCUGAGUUGGCCUCCCCAGGAUGAAGAUUCCUAGAUACUACUUUCUAUACACUAUCACUGUCUGAUUUUCUCUUAUGUGCCAAAAAGCUCCACUGCAGCACUCAACCCACAAACACUCUAGUCAGCUCCAUUACCAUCCCAUGGAGUUGCUUCCGACUUUGUGCCCUUCAUUUCCCUUCCUGCAACUUUCCUGUGCCCCUAUUUUUCCUACAGCACUGCCCCUUCUCUCCACAAAUAGCAGCACUCUUGGUUUGCCAUUGGAAGCAGACUUCCUGUGGCUCCCUGUCUCAUCAGCUUCUCAUUUCAAGUAAUUUAAAAUGUAAUUUAAAAUCUCUCUAUUUCCUCCAGACUAUUAAUUUCUCCCUCCUUACUCUUCUGUAGAUGUCAUUCUGUGUUGCGCUAUUCAGUAAGACUGUUGUUGUAAAAACCUGCCACAGUGUUUCUAUUCUGUAUUCUUGUUUUGGAUUAUAAUUUUUAAUGAUUCUUUGUAGGAAAGAUGAAAUCUCAGCACAGCAUCUAGCCACAGCACAAGCAGUCACACAGGACAUUCUGGCAUUUGCAUUGCCUUUGUUCCAUUCUUCUCCUGUGGCAUUUAGAACUGUAGAGGGAAUGUUGUGAGUGGCCUAAGAGUAUAUAAGUAGGGUAGCAGGAAGAGAAUUAUUUCUGGAAAUUGGGAAGCGUGAGGCAGGAAGCCGUGUUCAGUUCUGAUACUGGGAUGUGCCAAGCCCUCAUAGCUCUCACUUGUCUCAGCCAGAGAUUAAAGAACUCACCACCCUGCAAACCUGGCCUUCUUACACUGGCAAUUUCUUUUGGAGGAAAAAGUGCCCCUCUACUGUUGUCACUUGAAACCAAACUUGUCAAAGCUGUAGAAAUAUGUAAUAAAGGCAACAAUUCUGAAUUGU
Messenger RNA from Strigops habroptila (Kakapo), 6639 nucleotides. RefSeq names its product intraflagellar transport 27 (gene IFT27). Gene Ontology annotation, molecular function: GTP binding; GTPase activity. Gene Ontology annotation, cellular component: Golgi apparatus. The record is from RefSeq and is a predicted model, not a curated record. Bases 108 to 668 code for a protein of 186 amino acids. Lineage: Eukaryota; Metazoa; Chordata; Aves; Psittaciformes; Psittacidae. The transcript has 8 exons.